This is a messenger RNA of Culex quinquefasciatus (southern house mosquito), 4073 nucleotides long. Its product is annotated as protein sister of odd and bowel. Bases 1682 to 3940 code for a protein of 752 amino acids. Gene Ontology annotation, biological process: regulation of DNA-templated transcription. The transcript has 2 exons. The record is from RefSeq and is a predicted model, not a curated record. Lineage: Eukaryota; Metazoa; Arthropoda; Insecta; Diptera; Culicidae. Gene Ontology annotation, molecular function: DNA-binding transcription factor activity, RNA polymerase II-specific; RNA polymerase II cis-regulatory region sequence-specific DNA binding.
CGCGCUGUGUUCGCUUCCUGUUCCUCUACGUUUCUCGGUUCUCGAGGGUCUCGAUUCUUCCGUUUCCGCCGUCACGGUUCCUUUUUUCGACACACAUCAAACACCCGUCCUGCUGGAGCUGUUGCCGAUUUUGUUCCGCGUCGGAAGUGGCUGAGGGAUUGCGGAUCUUCCGGAAGACACUGGCUGAAGAUUUUUGGUGAAAAGUGUCCGCGAUGGUUGCAUGUUCUGCCGCGUGGCGGCGCUGCUGCAGCGUUGUGGUGGUGUGCGGCCGUGAGUGACUGCCGGAUUCGAGCAGUGGCAACAACUUGUUACCAGGACCAGCUUGCAGCAGCAGGGUGGAAAGUGCUAUAGUGGUCGAUUCGAGUUGGCAAGCAUGGCCGCCGGGCCCGGUUCAGUGUUCCGUCGAGUUCGGGAAGAAAAUUGGUAAAAUCGUGACGAAACGGGAUCCGCGGGUGUCGUAGCAGGUUCCUGCGACCGGACAGCGGUGCCGUGCACCAGAAGCUACUCGAGAACCGACCGGAAGUGGACUGGAACGGCUGGAAUGCGCCGAUGAACCGUGCGUGACUCAGUGUUGUGUAAUUUUCCACGAACCAUUGGGUUUGCCGUCGCGAAGGAGCACUCUGCACCCGUUGGAGCGAUACUCCUCGAGCUGUCUGUGAUUCGGCUCCACCUUCCGCCGGGUCCAGCACCCCGGAUGUCCGGACUGGCCCGCUCCCCCAGUUGGCUACUUGUUGCAUCGAGCUGUAAUAAUUACAUCCCCCCACACACAUUAGUGCAAGUCCCAAAAGAGUGAUGACACUCUCCGAAAGAGUUGAGCCGGAAGCAAUUAACAUAACCUAAAAAAUACAACGAAAGCAAUAUCCUUCCUGUGAAGUUAAAAAAAAGUAACAAAAAAGAAAACAAAAAGCGAUAUAAAUAUCUAGCAAUUGUUUGGAAUCAAAUUCCCCGCUCCGUUACGAUCGAAGAUGAUAGCAAUAAAUAUUUUAUACUCCAAACUUUCGAAACAAAACAAAUAAAAUAAAUCAAUACGUCACGCGGGUCGCGCGCGAGUGCAACCUAAUCGAAAGAGAGAGCGAGAAAGAGCAACAACGAGCAAAGAGAGAGCGCGAGCGAGAGAGAACGAUCGAAACAAAAAAGCAAUUUCACUACCCCCAGUGCAUAACAACAAGUGUUUUACGAUUGUUUUCCCUAAACACAUAAAUACACACAUUGACUUACCACCCCCCCUCUCGGACACAAUUUUGACAGUUCAAACGCACCCACACAAACACACGCAGGUGUGAGCGCAGAAUACACAAACAGGUCGUCGUUACAGCGCGCAAAAAUCAACAACAGCGCUCUCUGUCUCGCUCUGGUGCGCACAUGUGUCGGGGACGACGACGGCACCAACACCAGUAGCCUACUUUCGGGCGUAAAGAAGGAAUCAGCGCCACCUGGUGGAGGAAAAAAGCGGGAAGGAAGAGCGCGCGCGGGUGAACCAUUAAAACAUAUUUCAUAAAUCCAACAAGUGUGUUGUUUUUCGGACGACCCGUCGCCGCCACCGCCGGGCCACCCCCCGUCCAGCUCGGAACAAGUUUUAUUUUUAUCGAUUUAUUAGCCACUGUGCGCGGGGUAGGUGGGAUACCAUCUCCAGGUGAAUAUCCCACGGGCAUAAAUAACGUUAUUAGGCACCCCUCGCACCAUGCCCCGUUGCUACAUCGUGAAGAAGCAGACCGCGGUCCCGGCCUUUGGCCGCUUCCCAACCACUAAUGGCCCCCACCAGGUCACGUUUAUUGGCGCGGGUACCGGUGGAAGUACCGGUGCGGGUGCCACCACAACAGUUGGAACGCCAACGGAAGUGGGAAAUGUGAUUGUGAAUCAUAACGGCACCAUGGCCACGCUGGGAGCGUCACCCGGGGUCAUCUGCGGUCCCGUCGUCGGCCAGGGAGGGACCCCGGGAACCGCCGGAAAUGUGAUUAUACUGAACAGCGUGAGCGUAAUCAGUGGAGGUCCCGCCGGGGCAGGUGGGGUUACGCUGGGUUCGCCCGGGGGUGGCCAGAUGAGUGGGGUGAUACACCACAUCGAGGACACCAGCAGCAGUAGCGCCGGGCCGACCAGCCCGACGGAGGCGUGCGUUGCGCCGAUCUAUUACACCAAUAUAGCGGAGAAUCAGAACGGAUUCUCAAUCCAGCUAAGCGAUUACCGGAACAUAAAAUGUGGGCCAAACACCGUCAUCUCCUCCUCCUCCUCCGCCGCCAGCGCCACCUCCGCGGCCAGUCUCAACAAGGCCACCGCCACCAACAUUAGCCACGUGAAAGCUAAUGCCACCAGACAUUUAACGGUAAGUGCUUCCUCAAACCAUUCCGUCGUCAACCAGUCGCCUUCGGCAGCUUCAGCAACAGCAGCUACAGCCACAGCAGCAGCAGCAACAUCAACAACAACGGUGCUAAAAUCCGGCCGUAGCCAUAAUAAUUAUCCGAAUAAAAGAGAACAACAGAUGUUAAUUUACACGCAGCCCUCAUCAGAUAAGAGGAAGGCAGCAGAUAAAUCACCCUCGCCAGCGGCGGCCACGUCCAGCACCACCACUUCCAGCCAGCAAAACACCGCCGAAGGCAGCAGUACAACAGGUCGUCAGUUCCCGUUUGACACCACCUCGCCGAUAUUCCGCGAUCGGAGCAUCGAAGAAACGGAAGCGGCGCAUGAUUUAUUGUCCUUAUCGCAAAGUUUGCCACCACUUCCGGCACCGUGCGUCGUGACGAUUCUUCAUCCCGGCGGGGGUAACAUCCAGCAAGCGGUCGAGCAACACGGCAGCAGUGCUGUUCAACCGCAGGAGCUCAACGCCGGGGUCAUCAACAUUGUUGACGGUAACUACCAGUGCCCACCGGGCGCGGUCAUCAUCCCAUGCUACGAAAUCACCACGACGACGCAGCCGGUUCCGACGGUUGUCAAGACCAUUGCGGCGACCCCGCUCACACCUCCAACCUCGGAACACUCGUCCGACACGGACAGCAACGGCUCCUCACCGUCUACCGUGGUAACGUCUUCCAACAAGCGCAACAACCGGAAAUCAUCCGGAACUUCCGCCAAAAAGACCAAGUCCGGCGAACAAGCGGCAGUAUCGUCCACAACGACCAAAGCCGCCGCCGAACUGUACACCUACGAUGACCUCAUCUCCAGCGAUGGCCGCUCGAAGAACCGCAAGAAGAACCCAUCGGCGACCUCCAAAACCUCCGACCGCAAGCAACCCUCGCCGGACGCCAAGUCUCCAACUUCCACGGAAGAUCCGCAGCAAGCUGCUCCAAGCCCAAAGGGCAAGUACAAGUGCCCCGAGUGUGGCAAGCAGUACGCGACCUCCAGCAACCUGUCCCGCCACAAGCAAACCCAUCGCAGCCUCGAUUCCCAGUCGGCCAAAAAGUGUCAAACGUGCGGCAAAGCGUACGUCUCAAUGCCGGCCCUGGCCAUGCACCUCCUAACUCACAAGCUAUCCCACAGCUGCGGCGUGUGCGGCAAGCUGUUCUCGCGACCAUGGCUCCUGCAAGGUCACCUCCGCUCACACACCGGUGAGAAACCGUACGGCUGUGGCCACUGCGGCAAGGCCUUCGCCGACCGGUCCAACCUGCGGGCCCACAUGCAGACCCACUCGACGGACAAGAACUUCGAGUGCCAGCGGUGCCACAAGACGUUCGCGCUCAAGUCGUACCUCAACAAGCACCUGGAGUCCGCUUGCUACAAGGAGGACGACGUGAUGCAGGUCAACGGGCGGAAGAUCUUCCACAGCAGCCAGGACAUCGACCGGGACGAGGCCCGGCAGCGCCAGCUGCAGCUCGACGAGAACAGUAGCAUGACGAUCGAUGUGGUGACCACGACCUGUGAUUAUGACGGGGGUGGCGACGCGUCACCGGACCGGGACGAUGAUGAUGGUUUUGACGAGGAUGAGGACAUUGACGUGAUUACGGCGUAAAGUCGCCGGCGUGACUUUCCUGUUCUAUGUGACGUUUUCCUGUGAACUCUUGAAUCUUUAUCCACCUCCUUCCCUUUGUCCUUUUGAACCCUCUGUAGAGCAUUUUUGUUUAAUAGAAAUUGUGGUUUCAAAA